AUGCCUGCCAGCGGAGAAACGGAGCAGGAGCAGAUGAGUUGCCCCCAGAGGAGCAGGGAACAGGAAUAUGAGGAGGACGAUGAAGAUGAGAUCCAGGAGGUCCAGAUCACCGGAGAGGAAGAAGACGAGGAGUCCGACAGAGAUGGUGUGGAGCUGGAGUGGGAGUCAGGGGACACAGUGCUGCUGGACUCCAGCGCGGAGAUACAGGCGGUCGUUAUGCGGAGUAUGGACCGAGGAGAGGAGCAGGGGGAGGUGGACCUUUUCAGCAGCAGCAGCAUGCCAGCUGGACUGGAGGUUCACCUGGGGGGAGAACUUCAGCGGGCCGAGCGGAAUAGGCUGAGUGAGAACACGCGCCUGGCCACCCGGUAUGCAGUGAGGAUCUUCCGGGAGUACCUGAGUGAGAAAGCCCAAAGUCCAGACUUUGAAACUCUGGACAAGGAGUCUCUGUGCGCGGUGCUGCGCUCCUUUUACGCGGAGGCGCGCUCUAAAAGUGGACAGCUGUACAGCAAGUCGUCCCUCAUCAGCAUCCGGAGCUCCCUGAAUCGGUACCUGAACGAGCCGCCCUACUGCCGCACCUUGGACCUCACGAAGGACCCCGAGCUGCGCAGCGCCAACCUGACCCUGGCCGCGGUCAUCCGGCGGCUGGAGGAGCAGGGAGCCGGUCCCGUGGUGCAGAAACAAGCCAUCACUCGCUCAGACCUGCGGAAACUAUACGACUCCUCUGUGUUCAACACAGAGACACCUUUCGGGCUACUCAACAAAGUCUGGUUCGAGACCUGCAUGUACUUCUGCACCCGGGGCCGGGAGAAUCAGCGGGAGUUGGAGGAGGACUCGUUCGGUCUGGCAGUGGAUGAGGACGGGAGGAAGUUUGUAUAUUUUAAAGCUCUUGGGCCGUACCACAAGUCCCGCUCCGCAGCCUGGACCAGGAAGCGUCCGGACUCAGACGAAGAUACUCUGCCCCGGAUGUACGAGACCGGUUCGGAGCAGUGUCCCUACGCCAGUUUCGUCCGGUACGUGUCCAAACGGAACCCGCUGUGCAGGGCGUUCUUCCAGCGGCCCCGGGACCACUGCUGCGCGAGCGACAUGACGUGGUACGAGAACAAAGCUAUCGGUAAGAACCUGUUGGGCACGAGGAUGCAGAUGAUGUCGCGCGCCGCCAAGCUCUCCAAGACCUACACUAACCACUGCAUCGGCGCCGUAUCCAUAGCAACGCUCAACAGCAUCGUGGGCGCCACGAGCUCCAGGCCAACAACGACGCUUUACGUUGCCUCGGAAACGGUCAACGGUCAUGCGCAGUCCGACAUCCAGCUCGUGAUCCCGUACAUCCGUCUGGUAGCUGACGGUGAAGAUGUGAAGCCGCUUCGGGGGGUAUGUGCAACGAUAAACACACCAGCAACGACGGAUAGGUUGCGCGAGGGUGACUCGGGGGUUCCUCAAUUGAAGAGGCUGUGCGUGCGCCCCGGGACACAAGUGGAAACGCCGAUGGAGAGGAAUGAGAGCGAGUCGGAGUCCCUUCAUCAUCCACAGCUUGGUGCGCGCCCCCCCUCUGCGCCCAAACAGGACAGCUGUGGCAGCAGCAGCAGUGUGUGCAGUCAGCAACGGCUCUCUGUGUCUCCUCUUGGCUCAGCUGGCAUCCCCACAGCAGCCCAGCUCACCAAAACAAACGCACCUGUCCACAUCGAUGUUGGGGGACACAUGUACACCAGCAGCCUGGCCACCCUUACAAAGUACCCUGGGUCACGGAUCGGUCGUCUGUUUGAUGGAACGGAGCCCAUAGUGUUGGACAGUCUGAAGCAGCACUACUUCAUCGAUCGGGACGGUCCAAUGUUCCGCUACAUCCUGAACUUUCUCCGGACCUCAAAACUCCUCAUCCCUGAUGACUUCAAAGAAUACUCACAGCUGUAUGAAGAGGCCAGCUUCUUCCAGCUGACUCCUCUGCAGGCUGCGCUGGAGCGCUGGAGGACGGAGCAGGAGUGUGGGGGUGUGUGUCCGCAGUGUGAGUGUGUGGUGAUUCAUGUGGCUCCGGAGCUCGGAGAGAGGAUCAGCGUGAGCGCUCGCCGGGCUACCAUCGAGGAGAUUUUUCCUGAGGUCAGAGACGCCAUGUCCAGUUCCCAGAACACCAGCUGGAACCAGGAGUCCACACACAUCACUCGCUUCCCGCUCAACGGGUACUGCCACCUCAACUCUAUCCAGGUGUUGGAGCGGCUGCAGCAGAGAGGGUUCUGGAUCACAGGGUCAUGUGGCGGUGGAGUGGACUCGUCCCAGUUUAGUGAAUACAUUCUACGGAGAGAGGGCCUGGGCAGCCGACAGCCCCCCAGCCUCAUCCGAAUAAAACAUGAACUCACUGACUGAGUAAGAAACUCCAGGGAGAGCCAACUCACUUCAGCAUGACAGAAAAAACGCUGUUUACCACUGCGAUGACAAUAAGCUAUAGGUGACGGAGAUGUUAGUCUUUUUUUUAACACUACUUAGCACAUCAACUAGAAUGAUUACAGUAUAAAAUAGAUCCAUCGGUGUAGGGGAAUCAUGGGAAAGGUGACGUACACUAGCAUUAGCGUUUCUAUUGAAAUUAAAUGGAGGCUAGCACUGUAGAUGAUACACUUUAACACUAUAUAUAUAUAUGUCGUUUUUAUCUUGUGAUAUUUCCAGGAAAUCAAAUUGAAAAAAACAUUGAUGAGAUGCUCAUGACUGUUUUUGUCUUAUCCAUUAAAUAAAUACCUGAAAGUCAGGGUACUUCAUCACAUUGAUGCAAAAAACGUUUAAAUUGGUACUGCUGUAGAACAGUACGGCUCAGAGAUUGCCCAGUUUCCCCAACACUCGUUAAAGGGAGACUAUAGUAUAUUCAUUUGGCAAAAAAUAAAGUACAGUAUGUAUAUAAAGUGUGAUUUCAACCAAAUCUCUCCAUAUUCUCAGACCACCUUCUGAAUAUGGAUCAUUUGUUUUGACCCCAUAUAAAACACAUGCACUUUCACAUCAUGCUCAUAUUCACUAAACGAUGCAAAGAUACACUCUUUGGAACCGACUGGUGGCUACAGCUCAUCAAAUGAGCGCACAGCUUUUACAAGGGCUUUUACAUCAUUAAAGGCAAAGUUUCUCUCCCAAACAGACCCUGAACAGCCUAGGUUUGACUCCUUUGUCUACUUCCGUAACAUAAUGACAUCACUAUGUAACUUGUAGUUUAUUGGCUAGCGCUCCAACACAUUGUACAUGAUACACUAAGGGGCAGUUCAUUUUUGAAACAUCUCUAAGCGGUUGACCAAUCACAACAGAGCCGGCCAGCUAACCAAUCAGAGCAGACUGCGCUCUGGUUUCAGACAGAGGGUGAAAAGAGGUGCUGCAGCACAGGCAGUAUGAGAACAAUAAAGAGCUUUUUAAACAUUAAAGCAUGGAACCUAAAAAUGAGCACAAUGUCCUUUUUAAAAGUAAAGCAUUUUAAAACAAAAACUGCAUACAUUUUGUUAUGUUUGUGUAAGAACGUACUCUCAAGAUACCUUUUUUUUUUCUUACUUAAAAAGCCUGACAGAUUAUUACUCAGAUUGGAUUUUUCUGAAACUGUUCACCAAGGAGAAAUGAUGACAUCAAUAAUUAGUUUGAUGUCAAUCUACGUCUAAAGUUGAUGGACAAUGAACUCCAGUUGAACUGUGAAUUACUAUCCUGCUGAUGGGGCUUCUCAUUUUGAGACAAGGACAAAAUGACAACGUUCAAAGGACCUGGUGCUGUUCAGACUUGGAUCACAGCUCUACAAAUACAGUCUUAAAAACAAAGCCAAGGUUAUUCAUUUUUAAGAUCUGUAUAUGUUGUAUAAGUACUGCAUAUGUUCAAGGCAACUGUGUAUAAAUCAUGAGGUAUGAGCCUUUUUUUGCAUGUACAGUUGCAUUAUUUUGUACUACUUGCAGAGACCAUCAUGUACUCUAACAUAAAGCAGAUCCAAAGUGUUUGCAUUUGGUAAAGUACACUUUAAGAGCACAAGCACCGAGUUCCCUGUGAACAAAAUAACUUAUUUUGUUUGUGGCUUCUUGUAAUAUUUUUUAUGUACAUUUGUUCACUUCAUUCUGCUUUUCAAAAUAAAAGGCAGAAGAAGAAUCAACAGGAAGGAUUUCACCGUUUUUCAAAUGGCAUAUAUUUACAAAAUGUAAAUGACACGGUGGGGUUUAGGAGCAGCAACCCAGAUCAGAAUUGUUCAUCUAUAGAUCAUAUUUUCUGUUUUGCAUAAU
This is a messenger RNA of Eleginops maclovinus (Patagonian blennie), 4214 nucleotides long. RefSeq lists its product as uncharacterized. The transcript is spliced from 5 exons. Bases 1 to 2352 code for a protein of 783 amino acids. Gene Ontology annotation, biological process: protein homooligomerization. The record is from RefSeq and is a predicted model, not a curated record. NCBI's taxonomy places the organism in Eukaryota, Metazoa, Chordata, Actinopteri, Perciformes, Eleginopidae. Gene Ontology annotation, molecular function: protein binding.